CAGGCAACAUACUCUUGUGUUUGACACGGAUGCCGCCGCCAUGCAGUAUAAAAGGUUCACACUAGGCCGUCCUGUUUUCAGUUAGCUCUUGCGCUUCCCUUAGUCCCUUCUAAUCGUCCCCUGUGACAUCCACGUUCGUUUGGCAUGCCUCGUCUUGCGUCUAUCUUCGCCCUUGCGGCUGUUGCCCUCCCCUUCGCUGCAGCGACUUCUUGUGGGUCUUCCGAGUUCUGGUGGGAGCCGAAGAAGUGCUGCUUACCCCAGGGUGGUCACUCCACUCCGCCUAGCCCGCCUAGCGGCACCAGCUGUGCUUCCAACGACUGGUACUGGCACGAGGAGAAGAGCUGCUGCGUCCCUAAGCACCCUGCUGCCCCGACCCCCUCUUGCCCUGCUGGAUGGUCAUGGUCCAACUGGAUGUGCUCUCGGUCCACCACUCCCACCGCACCGAGCAAGCCCAGUAAUCCCACACCCAGUCCCAGCAACUCUUGCGGGUCUUCCCAAUUCUGGUGGGAGCCGAAGAAAUGCUGUUUACCGCACGGUGGUCAGCCCAAGCCUCCUAGCCCGCCAAGCGGCUCUACUUGCCCCCCGAAUGGGUGGUACUGGCACACAGAACACAAGUGCUGCGUUCCCCAGCACCCUACGCCCCCGACUCCGUCUUGCCCUGCUGGAUGGUCCUGGUUGAACUGGUUGUGUGGUCGCAGUCCCAGCAACCCCCAGCCGUCCGGUCACUACCACAAGCGUGCGAGCCACAAGUCGCGCUCCGCGUCGCUGUGCCCCUCUGGUCUUGAGGCGUGCCCGGUCAAUGGCCUCCGCGGUCAGAACAGCAGUAUGGACUACGAGUGCCUCGACACGACUUCGGAGCUGGAAUCGUGCGGUGGCUGCAGCUCGCUCGGCAAGGGCCAAGACUGCACUGCGAUCGAGGGUGUUUGGAACGUCGGAUGCAACAAGGGUUCCUGCGUCGUGUACUCUUGCGCGGCAGGGUACAAACUCGGCCUCGACGGCAAGUCGUGCAUUGCCCUAUAGGCUGCAUGCCAUACACAAAGAAUGCGGAAUAAUCACACACCAUAAACACGUCGACUUCACAUAUGACUGGUUAACUAGUCGUCCUAUCUUUUCUCAAACUCCGUCUCUUCUCUAGUCAUUCUUUUAUAUCGCUCGGUGCUGGGGUGAAGUCGCCUGGCUCGCCGACGAUUGGACAUUCGCUGUCAGGUCAGCAUUUGCUCGAGUUCUUCAAGGACCUCUGUUUGUCCGUCAACCAAAUCAUCCCGUUAUAUACCUGAAUCCGGUUACCUUACAGACUGCCGCCUGCAUACACUUGGGAUGUUGUGGUUUUGCUUGUUUUCGUUAGGGAGAUUGUGUUGCAUGUACCAUGCAAAUCCAUAUGCGUCUGAGUAACUGCGACUGCGCAGCAUAUAUACCAGUGGGUACUUGUGCGCAGUAGACGCGAUUAGACGCAUUGAAUUUGUGGCGAG
Molecule: messenger RNA, 1469 nt
Organism: Gloeophyllum trabeum ATCC 11539
Lineage: Eukaryota; Fungi; Basidiomycota; Agaricomycetes; Gloeophyllales; Gloeophyllaceae
Exons: 4
Coding region: 145-1020 (291 amino acids)
Source: RefSeq, a predicted model, not a curated record